AUGUUGUCAUUCAUUUCCGCCCUCCCCCCUUCCCUUCAUCUUCCCCCCCACCACUCCCCCGCUCGCUGCACGCUUUCCACUUCCCUUCCCCUAACCGCCACACCACGCGGCCCGUCGGUAAGCUACGCCCAAAUCCUCUCUCACAGUGUCUCCGCAGUCGAGUCGCUCGUCACCGCCAACCCGCCGACCCUCCACCUCACCCUCGACUUCCCUCCGGACCGCUCCGAAACAGACACCGGCACUCUUGUCUCGCGCUACGAAAACAACCUCAACUUUGCCGAAAAGCUCCUACUCGAACUGGGCGCCUCCUCUCCAACCCCAGUGGGGCCCAACAUCCAGAUAUGUGACAAUAUCAAUCCGCAAGGAGGUGGUGAAUAUUUGACAGACGACGAAGUCAUGGUCGGCUUGAAGGCCCCCGUUGACAAGCUGGGGGGACGCGUCGUUACCGUCUUGCUCAACGCCGGCGUGGACGUCGAUUCGCUGACUUUGAGGCAAUCAACAUCAGGGGCACGGAGCGAAUGCUCAGGGUCAACUGCGCCUUGGAAAGAGUGGGGUGGUUUGCGAGGCUUGGCGGGUUUGGGGAGUUUGUCGACGGCUUCGAAGCCGCCUACUACUUGA
Messenger RNA from Chondrus crispus (carragheen), 618 nucleotides. RefSeq lists its product as hypothetical. The record is from RefSeq and is a predicted model, not a curated record. The coding region runs from base 1 to 618 and encodes 205 amino acids. The transcript has a single exon. Lineage: Eukaryota; Rhodophyta; Florideophyceae; Gigartinales; Gigartinaceae.